AUGAACACAGAUGAACCCACCGGUGGUAUCGACGUGGCAUAUGGGGAUGAGGAAGCCCAGCGUGUGUGCUUAUGGACGGCGAAAUCAUCCAAGGCUCCAGUUAUCAUCUUCGUUCAUGGAGGCAGUUGGCGAUCAGGGACAUAUCUGGACUCUAUUGGUUCGGUCAAGGUUUAUCAUCUGCUUAAAGAGGGCUAUGCCUUCGCUACCGUCAACUAUACACUUAUUCCAUCUGUGACUGUGGAAGAGCAGGUACAGGAGGUUGCUAACUCUUUGGGCUUCUUGCUCAAGAACGUGGCUAGACUAGCUCAUUUUGAUCCUCAUCGAGUCAUUCUGACGGGACAUAGCUCCGGAGCACAUGUUGUUACCCUACUCGGAACUGACACAAAGUACUUGGAUCGUGCAGGAAUCAGCAUCCAUGUCGUGCAAGCUGUUAUUUCGCUGGACGGCUCGAACUACAAUAUACCAGCCGAGAUCACCGAUAGUCCUGGACCGGUAGCGCAGAACACCAUACACGCACUAGGUACCGAUCUGGAGCGACUGCGCGCGAUGUCGCCGACUUACCACGCUCGUGCGCCUAAUGCCGGUGCUUUCUUGCUCCUUCAUGUCCAAAGGCAGGGUGAUAUUCGUCAGGCAGUCGAGCUAGCUACAGCACUCAACGCCGCAGGUACUGAAACAGCUCUGUACGUCUUUGAGGGCCAAGGCUUUGAAGGGCAUAUACAAAUGCUGCUCCGACUCGGCGAUCCUACUUACCCGGCGACAGUAGUAUUGGACGACUGGCUUAAGAAGCACGCUCCGAUUAAUUAG
Penicillium malachiteum is the source of this 804-nucleotide messenger RNA. Its product is annotated as alpha/beta hydrolase. The transcript has a single exon. The record is from RefSeq and is a predicted model, not a curated record. Lineage: Eukaryota; Fungi; Ascomycota; Eurotiomycetes; Eurotiales; Aspergillaceae. Bases 1 to 804 code for a protein of 267 amino acids.